Molecule: messenger RNA, 479 nt
Organism: Paramuricea clavata
Lineage: Eukaryota; Metazoa; Cnidaria; Anthozoa; Malacalcyonacea; Plexauridae
Source: the annotation of a GenBank genome assembly
AUGGAGCAAGAAAGCCAAGAAGUGCAACAGUUAGAAGGCUACUUUAACAACUAUCAAAUUAAAAAAAAGAUUGAAAGCUACGAGAAAGAAUUAAAAAAUGCAAGAGAACAAGAACAUCAAGAUCAAGAGACAAUGGCAUACUACGAGCAAACCUUCGAAAUUGCAAAAGAACGAAAAAAUCAAGAUCAGGAGAGAACGGCAUACCUUGGGUUAGGAGAUGCUUGUAGAUUGAACAAUCAGUUUGAAACCGCAAUAAAAUACUACGAGCAAGCCUUGGAAAUUGCAAAAGAACGAAAAGAUCAACAUCAGGAGACAAGGGCAUACCUUCGGUCAGGAAAAGCUUAUAGAUCGGACAAUCAGUUUCAAACGGCAAUUAAAUACUACGAGCAAGCCUUGACAAUUGCAAAAGAACGAAAAUAUCAACAUCAGGAGACAAGGGCAUACCUUGGGUUAGGAGAUGUUUAUAGAUUGAACAAGAA